AGCCUAUAAAGUGAUACAUAUUUCAUUCUGUUAAGAGCUCAAAAUUUACGUUUUUCCAAUCACAUUCACAUGGCUUUGAUAUACUACGACCGUACGAUUAACACGCCCCUGGAGCUCAUCCUGGCGGGAUUACGGGAUGCAAACACGGGCACCUCCCUGCGUGGUCUGGCCACCUUUGUGACGCGGAAGACGGGAUUUCCGGGCGAAGUCUGCCACAAGGUUAUCACGGAGGCCCUCGAGGAGGGCAUGGCCUGCAAGAGCAUCCGGCAAGUGGAUGGGCUCUUCUAUGAUAUACCUCCGAAGCCGCCCCGUCUGCCGGCCCGGCGAAAAUGCAAAAUACCGCAAGCAAAGCCGUGGAACGACUGUUGCGAUAAUUAAUUCAUAAUGCCGAGAGUAUCCGCUCGAGUGGCCGAGGAGAGCAGAGCAAACACUUUAUUAAAAUUAAAAUUUAUCUAAA
Drosophila biarmipes is the source of this 457-nucleotide messenger RNA. RefSeq lists its product as uncharacterized. Lineage: Eukaryota; Metazoa; Arthropoda; Insecta; Diptera; Drosophilidae. The record is from RefSeq and is a predicted model, not a curated record. The transcript has a single exon. Bases 70 to 378 code for a protein of 102 amino acids.